ACAGACAAAUACAUCAACUGCCAGAGUGUAGUAAACUACAACAAGUGCCUUAUGAGGACCUUGAACUACAAUCAUAGGAGUUCCAUCAGGCGGAAAACCAUCUGCAAAAAUGACAAAGGAUGCACCUAACUCUAUACAGUUCAAUAUUGAAUUCCAAUGACAAGACCUUUAUACCAUUUUCCGCUCGGUACCGCGACAGUCUGAUUCGAGUGUAGACAAUAGUUCCAUUCUCAUCAUAC
This is a messenger RNA of Geodia barretti, 239 nucleotides long. The record is from the annotation of a GenBank genome assembly. Lineage: Eukaryota; Metazoa; Porifera; Demospongiae; Tetractinellida; Geodiidae.